CCUCUUCGUACCUCCAUGGCUGAAUACUCACAUCUCUCUAUCGUAGACCCCGAAUUUGCCGAGGCAAUAGCAAAGCUACCAGCCUUGAACCUACUUGGAACAGACAUCGCGACCGCCCGCGAAGCUUCUCGUUCACGCGUACCACUAAUCCAAGCUGCCCUUCGAGAUACUUUACCGCCAGAAUCGGAAUACAAGAUUACUGAUCGUCAAAUCGAUGUGGAAGACGGUGUCCAAACCCUCGCUAGAUGCAUUGUGCCAACGCUCAAAACUGGCGAAGAUGGCAAAUUCCCUGUCCUUUUCUGGUUCCAUGGCGGAGGUGCGUUCACUCCUCACGAACGAGUUUAGGCGUGGAUGAUCCAUUAGGGUGGGCAUUUGGGGACGUCCAUGGGGACGAUUACACCUUGAGGCGACUCGCAGUCGACUACCGACUGGCAGUUAUCAAUUACGAAUACAGACUGGCUCCUGAACAUCCUUUCCCGACUGCCCCGGACGAUUGUUUCAAGGCCUUUAAAUAUUUCGCCGCAAAUCCUGAUUUGUUGUCCGCCGAUUUCUCGAAGGGACUCAUCGUCGGAGGCAGUUCAGCAGGCGCAAACCUUGCAGCCGUACUCGUUCAUCUUGUCCGCGAUGACCCGCACUUGAAGGAUACACCGAUUACGGGACAAUUACUCGUAAUCCCUGCUCUUGUUCACCCCAAAGCCUAUCCUGAAAAGUUUAAGUCGUCACUUCUAUCAAUGGAACAAAACAAAGACGCACCCAUUCUUCCCAAGGCUAUGAUAGAGACCUUUUAUAACUGGUACAAGGCCGUCCCAACCGAUCCCAAAACAUCUCCGCUCCUCUAUCCUUCUCAUGAAGGUCUGCCCCCGGCUUAUUUCCAGAUCUGUGGUCUCGAUCCGUUACGAGACGAAGGUUUACUGUAUGAAAAGAUUUUAAAGCAAGUCGGGGUUCGAACCAAGCUAGAAGUAUAUCCUGGCGUUCCACAUGGUUUCCUCUCAGUGGCACGAGACAUUACACUCGGGAAAAAGUAUUUGAAUGAUUUCAGACUUGGAGUGGAGUGGCUUCUCAGAGAGGGCCUCUCAAAGCAAAGUUUCCUCGCUGCGCGUGGCUGA
Messenger RNA from Marasmius oreades (fairy-ring Marasmius), 1106 nucleotides. RefSeq lists its product as uncharacterized. Gene Ontology annotation, molecular function: sterol ester esterase activity; triacylglycerol lipase activity. The transcript is spliced from 7 exons. Gene Ontology annotation, cellular component: cytosol. Bases 246 to 1106 code for a protein of 286 amino acids. The record is from RefSeq and is a predicted model, not a curated record. Gene Ontology annotation, biological process: triglyceride catabolic process. Lineage: Eukaryota; Fungi; Basidiomycota; Agaricomycetes; Agaricales; Marasmiaceae.